Molecule: messenger RNA, 1481 nt
Organism: Limulus polyphemus (Atlantic horseshoe crab)
Lineage: Eukaryota; Metazoa; Arthropoda; Merostomata; Xiphosura; Limulidae
Product: peptidyl-prolyl cis-trans isomerase FKBP62-like
Exons: 2
Coding region: 336-1262 (308 amino acids)
Molecular function (GO): protein binding
Source: RefSeq, a predicted model, not a curated record
ACAUGCGCAGAAAAUGUGACAAACAAUUUCCAUGCGACCAAAGUUACUAAUGUUCGUACUACUUGUAUUGUAGUAGGGUUAUAUUGUAUUCGUGGUGUGUUUCUAAUUUCUGUUACUAUAACUAUUAUUAAUAUUAGUAAAACAAAGUUUGUUAGUGUUGCUCUAAGUUUAAAUGAAGUUGUUUUGAAUCAUAUCAAGAGAGAUAAAUUGAAAUUAUACUAUAUUUAAAGGCCUACAAAGUGUUGGAUAAACAAUAAAAGAGAUACCAUAGCAUGAGUGAAAAAAAAGUGGAACUUGGAAGUGAAAUUAAUUAUCUCUUAAUAUGAUCUGAGAGCAUGAGUGAAAAAACAGUUAUGGCUGAAACAUGGAACUUCUCACCAUGGAAACCUCCUCCAAAGUUUCAGAAAACAGUACUAAACAAUGGAGUGGGACUGAACAUCCCUCAAGAAGGAGCUGUGUGUAGUGUAACACUAGAAUCUCAAGAUACUGUUCUUUUACCCCUGGUCAGAGGUGGCAGCCCAGAAACAGUUGAGUUAACUGUAGGUGAAGCUGAUACUGAGAUUGAGCAAAUUCUUGAUUCAUGUGUUCGAACCAUGAAAGCUGGAGAAGUAUGUGCUCUGCGGUUUUGUUUAGAUGAUGACAAGAUACAUAGGAGAACUGAAAUUCAUCAACAGUGUCCAGUUGAAAACACUGAAGAAAGUUGUAAUUUGGAUUUUCCCCAUGCUGUUAAUGUAAAGUUAGAGAAAUUUACAGAAGUUCCUGGGAUUUGGCAGCUCCAACCAGAAGAAAAGUUGCAGCGAGCAUCUCAUCACAAAGAUGUAGGAGUAAAGCUAUUCCAAAAACAAGAGACAAGAGCUGCAUUCAUAAGAUUUAGUAAAGCAAUGAAAUAUAUUGUAUCUCUAGAACAUGAUUAUUCACAACAAAAGCAGCAGUUUUCCAGUGAUACAAAUUUCAAAAAUUUAAAACUAUUAUGUCAUUUGAAUAUGGCUGCUUGUCAAUUAAAAUGUAAAAAAUUUGAUUUGGUAGUAAAAAAUUGCACAGAAGCAUUGAAAAUAGAUCCACAAUGUGUUAAAGCAUUGUAUCGGAGAGGUAGUGCUCUACUUGCAUUACAAGACUAUGACCAAGCCAAGAAAGACCUUGAAAAAGCUCAUGAACUUAAUCCAAUAGAUACUGCUAUUGUGAGACAGCUAAAAGAGUUAAAGAUAAAUGUUAAAAAAUAUGACAAUAAGCUUGCACAUGGAUUGAAAAAGUUGUUUUCUUGAUAAUACAAUCAUUAAAAACACCAUUCAAAUGUGUAUGAAAACUUUCCUAAGUUAAAGUAAGAAUAAAUUCUGCAAAAGUUUAGUUUUUAAAAAAAUUAUGCAUUGAUUUGUACCAGUAACUGUGCUCAGAAAGAAUUUUCCAUCUUAAACAGGAAGAUUUCUAGAAAAAGUAACUGUGUGUGUAUAGGAAUGAACAUUGCUCCAUAUAAUUAAGGGAUA